AUGAUCUUCAAGCUCGGCGCCCACAUCCCACCUCCAAUUACAGAACCAUACGACAAGAUAAACACCAGUCACCACAUACGUGACCUUUUCUGGGUCUGUUACUGCAUGGACAAAGAUCUAUGCCACAGAAUUGCUCAGCCACCUGCCAUAAACGAUGAUCAUUGCGAUCUACUCCUCCCCCCAAACUAUGCCGAAAUGCAAAAUUCCAACAUCCUCAGCCUUAGCCAAAUUUCCCCAUAUAAUCCCGCAACUGUACCGCUCUACCCAUGGGAUAUCCGGUUGUCCAUCAUAAAAUCUCGAAUUCACGAUGAUCUUUAUUCAAUGAGCGCGCUGAGACAGUCUGAAGCCGAGAUCUUGAGACGAAUCCGAUAUUUAGAUGAAGAAUUGGAGGUUUGGCGUCUUACUUUACCUCUGGAUCAUCGGCCGACACUUUCUUUCUUGGACAAGACACCAGUGGACGCGCACACGAAUACGCAGGCGAUAAUGCUUCGUCUAUCAUAUCAUCACUGUGUCAUUUCAAUCCAUAAAGCUCGAUGCAGGAUGUUCAACCCCGCUGCUGGUCUGGUCGGAGAUGGCCAUGAGGCGAACUUGCAAUUGUUGGUAGACGCUUCCAAGUCGAUCUUGACAUAUCUGGAGAAGGCUUUGCCAGUUGUAGCUCAUGAAUGCUUUUGGUACGUCUGUCUUUAA
Molecule: messenger RNA, 687 nt
Organism: Fusarium poae
Lineage: Eukaryota; Fungi; Ascomycota; Sordariomycetes; Hypocreales; Nectriaceae
Exons: 1
Coding region: 1-687 (228 amino acids)
Biological process (GO): DNA-templated transcription
Molecular function (GO): zinc ion binding; DNA binding
Source: RefSeq, a predicted model, not a curated record